CACGACUACAGAGUACCAUUAGCACAAAUCCCCGUCAGGACCCAUCCAGGAGCCGUGUCCGAGAUACACAACAACCCAACUACCAAAUUCCCGCCCUUGGUUUGAGUUCCCCACCAACACCGCGCCUUGUUCUUUCCCUUGUUUGCAUAAACAGAUACCCUCCCCAUCGUGUAUCAAAAUGGCCAGCCGUCGCUCCGCAGAGAAGACCCCGCCCAAGGAGGUUGCGGCCCCUUCCAGCUCGGGGAAGAAGGUCUCUGACUCAGAUGUGACCCCUGCAGUUCCCACUAAUGUGAUCAUGAAACUGGCCUUCUUCUCGGUGGCUAUGAUUUUUGUGCCUAUUGGGAUGUACUUCGUGACUGUGAACGUUGGUGGUACGAGCGCAACUGUCGGCGGUAUCGUUGCUGCGAUCAUGGCCAAUGUGGUCCUCGUCGCAUACAUCUUUGUCGCGUGGAAGGAUGACCAGGCGGAGAGAGAAGCCGAGCAAAAGCAGAAGGAGAAGAAAGCGCAGUAAGGCUCAGCGCGUCCGCGAUGUCUGGUAAUGUAUUGCCGUUUCAACUUGCUUUGCGUACAGUACCUGGUGUUUGUUUUAGUUUGGGCGUUCAUGGACAGCUGAUUAUGUGGUGCGGUUGUCGGGUUUUAUCAAAAUGUCAGAGUAUGAUGUCAAUAAUCCUGCAGAUGUUCGGAC
Aspergillus heteromorphus CBS 117.55 is the source of this 685-nucleotide messenger RNA. RefSeq names its product vacuolar ATPase assembly integral membrane protein VMA21. Gene Ontology annotation, cellular component: endoplasmic reticulum membrane. Bases 179 to 511 code for a protein of 110 amino acids. NCBI's taxonomy places the organism in Eukaryota, Fungi, Ascomycota, Eurotiomycetes, Eurotiales, Aspergillaceae. The record is from RefSeq and is a predicted model, not a curated record. The transcript has 3 exons. Gene Ontology annotation, biological process: vacuolar proton-transporting V-type ATPase complex assembly.